GGGGGAAUAUAUUAUUUACCUUUACACUUUGGACGAGGAUCGCCGUUUCGUGUCGCCACUUUUUGCCGAUCAGCGCAGAGACGCAGCUGCUUAACAUUAACUGCACACACGCUGGUUACGUAAGCACGUCGGAAACUAUGGCUGCCAAGGAACCGUCCCCGAUCGUCAAAUCCUACCUGAUUCUGUACAACGCAGCCCAAGUCGUCGGCUGGUGUUACAUGCUAUAUCAGCUGAUAGCUUACUACACCAUCGACAAGGGCACGGAAAAAACGCUCUGGGACUAUCUUGGAUUCACCGUCAUCCUAUUCCAAAAUGCAGCUCUACUCGAGAUUGUACACGCUUUCACGCGGAUCGUGCCGAGCAAUCCGGUCAUCACCACGUUCCAGGUACUGUCGCGGGUGAUGGUCGUCUGCGGUGUUGUGAUGGCUACACCGACUGGCAAAGUUUCACCGGGUCUUCCGCUUGCCAUACUGGCCUGGUCGGUGACGGAGAUCAUUCGAUACGCGUACUACGCCCUCAACCUGAUCGACGCCGUCCCGCAGCUGCUCAUCUUUCUGCGCUACACCACCUUCAUAGUGCUGUACCCGACCGGCGUGACCGGUGAGCUGCUGUGCUUCUUCUGGGCCCAGUCGCACGUGGCCAACACGAAACAGUGGAGCAUCGAAAUGCCCAACACGUACAACUUUACCUUCUCGUACCUGUACUUCCUGUGGGCGGUGAUGCUGCUCUACAUUCCACUGUUCCCUCAGCUGUACCUGCACAUGUUUGCCCAGCGCAAGAAGAUUCUAGGCUCCGGCUCGAGCAGUGGCGCGACCAAGCAGAAGCACAAUUGACUGCAAGCGUUUGGCUUUCCGGCUUGACCGUACCCAAGCUCCUAAGAGAAAAGCCUUCCCAAAUGUAUGCUACAGUUAAACUUU
Anopheles coluzzii is the source of this 917-nucleotide messenger RNA. It is a transcript of the gene Hacd1, whose product is annotated as very-long-chain (3R)-3-hydroxyacyl-CoA dehydratase hpo-8. The record is from RefSeq and is a predicted model, not a curated record. The coding region runs from base 138 to 833 and encodes 231 amino acids. Gene Ontology annotation, cellular component: endoplasmic reticulum membrane. Gene Ontology annotation, biological process: sphingolipid biosynthetic process; fatty acid elongation; very long-chain fatty acid biosynthetic process. Gene Ontology annotation, molecular function: 3-hydroxyacyl-CoA dehydratase activity. The transcript is spliced from 3 exons. NCBI's taxonomy places the organism in Eukaryota, Metazoa, Arthropoda, Insecta, Diptera, Culicidae.